CGCAGCGCGGGGCGCAUGGAGGCGCUGCGGGGGCGGCGGGACUCUCCGGGUGCGCGGGGAGCGCGCGCGCGGCGCCCAGUUCUCCUGGGGAACCGCACUAGCCGCGUCUCGCUCUUCCCGCCGCGGGGUUCUGGGCCCCUGGCGGCCGCUUGGAACGCCGAGUCCAGGGAGGACCGAGCCUGCCGGCGCCCCUAGGUCCCCGCGCGGAACGGGACUACUCAGCCGGUGUCGUAGCGCUGCGGUCCCUAGGACCGGGCGGGCUCGGAGGCGGGAGUCGCUGUUUUUCGCCGCAGGCGAGGAAGUAUCGGUGGGGCUGUGCUCUCCGGGGAUCCCGCCUAGUCUUCUGCACCGAGGCGGCGGUGGCGCCUUCUCAUGCUGCUCGGGGCUUCCUGGCCGUGCGCUUCCCGGGCCGCCGCUGCGCAGAGCGAGGGCGACGACGACGAGCCAGGCGGGCGGCAGGGGAGGGCGGCGGUCGCGGCCGCCACUGCGGACGAGGACAUGGACGAGUCGUCGCUGCUGGACUUGCUGGAAUGCUCGGUGUGCCUGGAACGCCUGGAUACCACCGCCAAGGUGCUGCCGUGCCAGCACACCUUCUGCCGCCGCUGCCUGGAGAGCAUUGUGUGCUCGCGCCGCGAACUGCGCUGCCCCGAGUGUCGCAUCCUAGUCGGCUGCGGCGUGGACGAUCUGCCGGCCAACAUCCUGCUGGUGCGUUUGCUAGACGGCAUCAGACAGCGGCCCCGCGCCGGCGCCAGCCCGGGUGGCAGCCCGCCUGUGCGCCCUGGCUCCAGCUCGGGGGGCGCCUCAGCGCUCGCGGGCGGCGGGGGUAGUGCUGCUGGCAGCGCCCCUGGCUCCCCCGUGUUUCUCUCUUCUGCUGCGGGCAGCGCCACCGCCAGCCUGAGGGAGCUGACAACCAGCAGGAGCCCAACUGUGGCAAAGGUGGGUAUCUGCUUCGUGGUGUGGCGCCAAGUGAUGUGUGUGUGUGCGCGCGCGGGUGUGGGAAGUAUACUAGGGGACAGGGAGAGGACAGUGUCCCUUGCCUGCUGCUUUCUCGAUAACUUGCUUCCCUACUUGCCAACUCUUGGAUUCCGUACCCGCUCCAUCUCUGUUGCUGAUAAACUUUUUGUUUGUACUUAG
Messenger RNA from Condylura cristata (star-nosed mole), 1134 nucleotides. RefSeq names its product SH3 domain-containing RING finger protein 3-like. The transcript has a single exon. The record is from RefSeq and is a predicted model, not a curated record. NCBI's taxonomy places the organism in Eukaryota, Metazoa, Chordata, Mammalia, Eulipotyphla, Talpidae. Gene Ontology annotation, molecular function: ubiquitin-protein transferase activity. Gene Ontology annotation, biological process: positive regulation of DNA-templated transcription. Gene Ontology annotation, cellular component: chromatin; nucleoplasm. The coding region runs from base 373 to 1134 and encodes 253 amino acids.